Molecule: messenger RNA, 1421 nt
Organism: Fusarium redolens
Lineage: Eukaryota; Fungi; Ascomycota; Sordariomycetes; Hypocreales; Nectriaceae
Exons: 1
Coding region: 104-943 (279 amino acids)
Biological process (GO): exon-exon junction complex disassembly
Cellular component (GO): exon-exon junction complex; cytoplasm
Molecular function (GO): RNA binding
Source: RefSeq, a predicted model, not a curated record
CGGAAAUCUCCCCAAGAGGACACAGGCGUGCUUGGGCAAAUGUGAUCAUGGGUUGGCACACAAUCGAGGCAACGUGAUAAAACACAAUUACAUUGCAUAAACCAUGCAAUGUUACUCAAUAAAGGCUGUAUCUGUACAUAAUUUCUGUAUCAUACCUACCUUACCUAAAUGUAGCCACAUGCAUGUGGCGCUGCUCGCCUCCAGCCACUCGCAGCCCCCCUCCAUGCCAACGGGAGUUCCAGCUCUCAAACUGCUUCGGUACCUGCCGAGCAGAUUCCAAACCCUGUUCGUCUGCGACAACGUCCAGCGUCGGACUCGGGUGCUCUCUUCAAUUGGCUCUCCCUCCUUUCCAUCUCUUUUCGUGAUGCCUUCACAGCCUUCGAAUGCGGGCAUCGUCACCGACGAGAACAGUGGUGACCGAGAGAUCCCGCAGUCUGUCCGCGCAGACGGCAGUACUCGUAAAGCUAUCAAAAUUCGUCCGGGUUACCGCCCUCCCGAGGAUGUCGAAGUCUACAAGAACCGCACUGCCGAAGCCUUUCGCGAGCGCGGUAAGAAGAUUGGCAUUCCAGGUGCCACAGGCUUGAAGGAGGAGAGCUCCGAACAAAGCUCGGCUGCAAGCAACAAGAACGCCAAGCGUCGCGAGGCUCGAAAAAAAGCAAAGGCUGCGGAGGGUGAUGCUCCAGCCCCUACAGAAGAGACAAAGCCCGAGGAAGUCGAUCCCGAAGUUGAGCGCGAGAAAAAGGCCCGAAAUCUUAAGAAGAAGUUGAAGCAGGCUAAGGACCUCAAGAACAAGAAGGAAGGUGGUGAGGCUCUGCUCCCCGAGCAAAUCGCAAAGGUCAUCAAAAUCAACGAACUUAUUAGAGAGUUGGAUGCACUCGGUUUCGACGCUGAGGGGGAGCCCAAGAAGGCGACCACUGACGACGAAGGUGAAAAGAAGGACUGAGACAGUUUAUGCGACUUCGGCUCGAAAUUUAUUACUGCAAGAUAAAAUGCUUCGAACAGACGCUGGUAAAUCUAGGGCCGCGUUUCUGUGUGAAUUACUUCUCACCAGGACAUAUGACCUCUGAUGCAAAGUCGGAUGACCAAGAUACAUAUUUUUUGCGGCCUAUACGUAACUCGACAUCAACAGCAAGCCGUCUCCCAGCUAUUACACGGGAUCAUUUAGCCGAGCUUGUGGCCCUUGCCAUCACUCGGAUGUAUUCUGGCCCUUCAUUUUGAAAUCGGCGCACCCUCUGCUCUUCCCGACCACCUUGUCGAUCUUGAGGACAGACGAGCAACAGGCACGAUGUGCUACGUGCGCAAAGCUAAAGGCUGGGUCGGAGUGUACCAAAAUCAUGUUUCUGAGUAAAUUAGAUAUAAAAUGAGAGCUACGAAAUUCCCCAAUAUGUAAUCGUCUUUGAGGCCAGAAAAUCGGUCACUGG